Molecule: messenger RNA, 891 nt
Organism: Euleptes europaea (tarantolino)
Lineage: Eukaryota; Metazoa; Chordata; Lepidosauria; Squamata; Sphaerodactylidae
Gene: ZDHHC24
Product: zinc finger DHHC-type containing 24
Exons: 4
Coding region: 1-864 (287 amino acids)
Biological process (GO): protein targeting to membrane; peptidyl-L-cysteine S-palmitoylation
Cellular component (GO): Golgi apparatus; endoplasmic reticulum
Molecular function (GO): protein-cysteine S-palmitoyltransferase activity
Source: RefSeq, a predicted model, not a curated record
AUGGCUGGCAACGGUUGGGGCAGGAACGCAGUGCCCCUAUGCGCGGGGGCGGUGCUGGUGGGCGCGCUCGUCCUAGAGGUGUUCGUGGUGCUGCUGCAGCUGCGGCGCGAAGACGCCGACGGGCACGAGCACGAAAAGGGACAGCCGUUCCCGUUCUUGUCGCUGGCUUCCCUGCUCUUCCUGCUCGGGAACGCGCUUGAGAAUGCACGCCGCUUCAUCACCGCCUCACCCAGCACGCGUGGCGUCAUGCUUGCGGGGGCGGGGCAAGGAUGGGAUUACUGCUAUUCCUGCCAGACUCACGUACCUCCCCGCUGUGCUCACUGCUUCUCCUGCAACGUUUGUGUCCUGCGGCGCGACCACCAUUGCACGCUACUGGGCCAGUGCUUGGGCUACCAGAACUACCGCUACUUCCUUUGCCUGCUACUGCACGGGGCUGCUGCUCUGCUAUUUGGCUGCCUGCUCAACGCCAAGGUAGUCAUGUUGCUACAACAGGAGGGGAAUCCUGUCCAUACAGUCCUUCUGCUUGUUGUGCCUUGGCUCAUGCUACUGAUAGGGCAAGUCAGUGUCCCAGCCUUCGUUUACGCCUUUGUGACAGACGUCUGCAUGGUGGGCUUCCUCUUCUGCACUGGCUUCCUGCUCUUCCAUGGCCUGCUGACUCUGCGUGGACAGACAACCAAAGAAUGGUUUGAAGGAAAUCGCCAGUAUGACUUAGGAUGGCGGAACAAUCUUCAGGAUGUCCUAGGAGAGCGGUGGUUCCUUGUGUGGCUCUCACCUUUCAUUGCCUCCCCUUUACCAGGGGACGGAAUCACCUUCCAAACCAAGAAACCCAGAUCUGAGCCGCUCACCAAGUCCCGUGACUGCUAAAGGUUUCUUCUUGCUGCUUACCAGGGA